ACGAUGCCAUUAAAAAACUCAACACGGAAAGUUAUACUGAAAAUGAGGGAGAGAGGGCUGGGAAAAUACAAUAAAACAGCCUAGUUGUAUUGUGGCUUCACCUAGCCUGUGCUCCAUCCAGACCCCUAACUUGAAAGUUAGGGGUCUGGAACACAGGCUAGGCUUCGCCAAGCAAGGUGAGAGCCACGCUAUGCCAAAACCUUAAAUACCCCUAGAUUAACCAAGGGAAUGAAAACGCCACUUAAAUUUUAUUUAAUCAUCAUUUAAUGCUUAAGGGUCCUGGGUCUUAGGGUCUAAGGGACUGAUUUUACAGUAUGCCAUUUUGUUUUGUCGUUUUGGGUUGUUCCCACAUCAGUGGUUGUUCCUGCUCGGACGACCUCCUUCGCAAAACGAGAUCGUCUGAACGAGACAGCAUUCGCAAAUACAAUAUGGACGAACGGUUAUUGCGCGGGAAGACGAAUAGUGAGCAAGUGGGUUAUAUCUGGAAGUUUCUGGAUGAAUUAGCCGGAAAUGAUCCAGAAAAGUACAAUGAAUUUAUAAAGAAGACGCUUGAGGAUGGAGAGAAGCAAGGGCUAGGCCCACCAAGCCACUGUUUUGUGAUUCAAACAGAAAAGGUCCCAAAAAUAAUACCCGUUCGAGAUUUUUUCAUAAAUGUUUGCAAAUGGAAGCAAGUACCUCCACCAGAAUCGGAUCACGAUCCAAUCAAGAUCAUUGCCAGUGAGCUCAGGGAAGAGUUGAUCAGCAGCAACUUUUGUUAUGUAAUUGAUGUUGCCAUAAACCCUGAUGUAGUAGAACAAUGUAUGCAGAAAACAGAAGAAAAGAACAUGUUAUUGGAGUUGACACUGAGGUAUGUUGAAGCAGUGACAAAUUUGAAAUUAGAAACUGAUUGCAAAAUGAUAGAAAAUGAUUACAAAGGAAACAAGGACAAUCUCCUUGAUAUGAUGUGUCCCGAUGUUUUGAAGAAAUCAGUAAAGGACUACAGGAAUCCGAUUUCAGAAGAAAAGAUUUUAAAAAAGCUGAAGAAUGUGGACCUGAAUGAGAAGAAGAUGCCUUCUUUGGACAUUGAGAAAUCAGACACGGCAAACAGCAAACCAAAUGAAAUUUUACUACCAAGUGAUGUUGUGUCAAAAAAUGAACUGUUCUUGCAUGAAGCAAGUACUUCAAAAAACAUAGAACACAAAGAAAGUGACACAUCAAACGAGAAAAAGGACAGUGUAACAAGCAAAGCGAAUAAUUUAAAAAAGCCUCAUUAUAUUGAAAGGUCAGAAGUUUGCGGUCAAGAUGUGUUUAAAUGUAUCGAAAUUGAUUUACCUGAUGUAACAAAGAUAAAAGACUGUGAAUUAGAUAUUGGAGAUGACUUUCUGACGCUCCAAGUUCCUGGAAAAUAUCAUCUUUUCUUGGAACUGGACAAGAAAAUUGACGAAGAAAAUACAGAAGCAUAUUUUGUCCGAAAGAACAGUAAGCUAGUUGUGAAGAUGAAAAUAGUAUGAAAAAGUUUCUUAUUACUUGUAGAAAUUUUGAUCAAUUUUAUGGAACAUUAUCGAAGUUUUAUCAAAUCAUGAAUACAUACUUACCUUUGAUGUCAAUUAGUUCAUGGAGCAGAUAUGACAUAAAGCCAGAAAUUUCCAAUCUUUUGACAAAUUCUGUGAAAGGAAAGCAAAAUGCAAACCUAAUAAUAGGUGAUAAGUUGUAACACCGUGUCAUUAAAGAAAAUGUUUUUAGUUUUUAUGCCCUAAAUGAUCUUUAUUUCGAAGAUUUGCCCUAGCUCUUAAUUGGGCAUGAGGUACCCUGUUAUCAAAAAAUUCAUCUUUUAGAUGGGAUGGUUUUCAUGAAAGCGUGCAGGAAACAAAAGUUUUAGGGAAAUAUGCGUGUGCCCUCGCAAAUUUAAUGUACAAAAAGAUCAAGUUUGAUGUAUUAUUGUCAUCUGUACGUUUAACGAAAAUCCAUCAAGUUUACGAGGAAGGAAUUAAGUAUAGUAACGUGAAAACGGGGCAACAACUAAGCUAUGCGGCCCCCUCGUCCUUCACCCUCCAGUCUCCGCUACAUACGAUUUUGUGCCCUAUUGCUGUCGUUGUUUAAAGCAAUUGACAAAAACUGAACUGGCAUAAGCCAUCAAAUUUGACCAAUCGAUUAGCGUAACACUACUGGACAUACAUUUAUAAAAGCUUUAGAUAGUUGAAGUGUUUAUCCAGUUUGAAUAUUCGUUAAUUAUUAUUAUUAUUAUCGCUCAUUCAUUGGUCAAUCUUGAUUGACUGAUGGCUUAAAUCACUUUUGUAUCUAUCUAUUGCCUUAAAAUGCGUUUUCUAAAUGCACAUAUAUUAAAGCACAGAAAAGCUACACCGUA
Messenger RNA from Rhopilema esculentum, 2344 nucleotides. Its product is annotated as PIH1 domain-containing protein 2. NCBI's taxonomy places the organism in Eukaryota, Metazoa, Cnidaria, Scyphozoa, Rhizostomeae, Rhizostomatidae. Gene Ontology annotation, cellular component: ribonucleoprotein complex; R2TP complex; cytoplasm. Gene Ontology annotation, biological process: rRNA processing; box C/D snoRNP assembly. The record is from RefSeq and is a predicted model, not a curated record.